Messenger RNA from Anarrhichthys ocellatus (wolf-eel), 4763 nucleotides. It is a transcript of the gene slc67a2, whose product is annotated as major facilitator superfamily domain containing 9. The record is from RefSeq and is a predicted model, not a curated record. Gene Ontology annotation, biological process: transmembrane transport. Lineage: Eukaryota; Metazoa; Chordata; Actinopteri; Perciformes; Anarhichadidae. The transcript has 6 exons. The coding region runs from base 239 to 1669 and encodes 476 amino acids. Gene Ontology annotation, molecular function: transmembrane transporter activity.
UGAACACCUAAGAAAUCAAUACGACUCGAAAAAUCGGUGUCAUCGCAGAACGUUUAUAGUCUCUUUAAAAUCCGCCACAUUUCACGCCUGCCACAUUCGGGCAGACGUAUCUCUUCACUUCCUGCCCGUGACACCUCCGCCGGGUUAAGGAGACGAGCUCUGUGCUGUGUUUGGAUAAUUCAGAGUCGAGCGGACGAGCUUCCGCUUUGGGCUGCAGCCGUGCUGUCACAUCGGGAGGAUGAACAACCAGAAAUGUAGCCCCCUACUUCAGAAACCAAGAGGACGGACGAGGAUUAUACAAUGUAUCUAUGUGGUGGGCUUCAUGGACUUGUUUGGCGUGAGCAUGAUCAUACCGCUGCUGAGCCAUCACGUGAGGGCCCUUGGAGCAAGCCCCACUGUGGCUGGUAUUGUAGGGUCUACAUAUGGGAUCUUACAGCUCUUCUCGAGCACAAUAGUUGGGAGCUGGAGUGAUGUGGUGGGCCGGCAGUACUCUCUGCUGACCUGUCUGCUGCUGAGCGCUCUAGGCUACGGCCUGCUCGGGAUGUCCACCAGCAUCACUUUGUUUGUCCUCGCACGGAUUCCUGUGGGGCUGUUCAAGCACUCCCUGUCCAUCUGCAGAGCGCUGCUGUCUGACCUGGUGUCUGAGUCAGAGCGCCCUCUGGUGAUGGGACACUUCAAUGCAGCCUCCAGUGUUGGCUUCAUCCUGGGUCCUGUGGUGGGCGGCUACCUCACGGAGCAUGAAGGCGGCUUUUAUACUUCGUCCUUUACCUGUGCCGUCAUCUUCCUCACUAAUGCAGGGCUUGUAUGGAUGCUACCAUGGAGCGAAACGCUAAUUCUCCAUAAUGACAAUGACUCCAGCAACGACACAAGUAAAGUUUGUCAUGACAACAACUGCAGUAAGUCGGUUCGCAAUGGCUCUCGUGCAAAUAGUCACCACCCAGUGUCGGCAGCAGAGACUGACCCAGGCUCCAGAGCGCCGGGGACGCACCGAGGGGGUCUCGGGUGGAGGGAGGUGUCCCUGCUCCAGCCUGCCUGGAGACAGCUGUCCUCAGUGGGCUCCAAGAUCUACAUGGUGGCCUCCUCUGACAUGUGGGACCUCUUCCUCAUGCGUCUUCUGAUGGCUAUAGCUAUCAUGCUUUACCACAGUAACUUCUCUCUGGCGAUGGAGGAGCGUUUCUCCCUCAAACCAAAGGUGACAGGUUAUUUGAUCAGCUACAGCAGCACCUUAGGGGCCCUGGCUGGUUUGCUGGUGGGGCCCGUCACCCAGCUGUAUGGGAAAAACAUGCCUGCUCUGCUGCUCCACUCCACAGUUCUCACCUGUUCACUCAUUUUCCUGUACGCUGUCGCGCCCAGUGUGUGGCAGGUGCUGCUCACCGCCACCUUCUUUACCAUUUCCACCACGAUCGGACGGACAUGCGUCACAGACCUGGAGCUACAUAGAGGAGGGGCCCAGGCCAGUGGGACUCUGAUCGGAGCCGGGCAGUCAGUGACAGCAGUCGGCCGAAUCCUGGCCCCUCUCCUCUCUGGCCUGACCCAGGAGUUCAGCCCAUGUGGCCCCCCCAGUCUGGGAGUGGUCUUAGCUCUUGCAGCUGUAGGUUUAAUGCUCAUUAGGAUCCCCAAAUGGGACAGAAAAGGGAUGACAAAAGAAAGCCAAGCUCUGAGUGACUGAAUUAAUUUAAAAAUAAUUGCAAAUCUACCACACGGAGAAGUGCUCUUAUUUUGUAGGCAGCCAGUGUGAAGUUUUGUGAAGAUGAACAGCAGGCUCACAGUGGGAACGAUAUGUCCUGCUGGAAUGCCCCUGGCAGUCGCAUCUGUGGAUGCGACAACAUCCCAGUAAAUGGCUCAUCACCACCAGCACUGCAGCAGAUCUCUCAGAAAAAAAGCAGUUUCAAAACUCAUUGAGGUGACGUUAUAGCUGAGAAAAUGAAUCUGCUUCCCCCAGGGCUGAAGUUUGACGCAACAGAAACGUAAGAGCCUUGCGUCGGCACAUGCUACUUGGGACAGCUCGGAAACAAUGCACACUUUAUUUUUAAUGUAAUUCUCUAACCACUACAUUGUACACAGUCCUUUAGAGUUAGUGUCAACCUGCUGAUGAUACACUAAUGGUGAAAAUAACUUAUUCUAAUUCAUCAAAAUACAAGACGGCGACAAUUACCUUACGGCAGUAAUGCUUAAAACAUUCAGAAAUGAACUGACCCUCAAGGUAGAUCACACUGUUGUUUAAGAGUAGGCAAGUCAGCCAUAAUUAGUUUGAAUCAUUUUACCUCAAUGCCAGUUGUUUCUAUGAAUGCACUGCAUCCAAAAUGGUUCCUACGGUGGUAUACGACCAAAUGUUUGUUCUUAAUCUUACAUUUACAGAGAUUUGUUCAUUUUUCUUAGGAUAUGUUUAGUGGAUAUUUUAAGAAAUUAUAUGGGAACAUGUGGUAAUUUUGACAUGCUUUCAUGUUCAAAACACAUUUUUCUCACAUUGUCUUAAUAUACCUGAAGUCAUCCUCUGUCUGAAAAGCUCCCUUUUUAGAGCCCGUCUCUUUAAGCCCCCCUCCCGAAAAAAGCCCAGGUACACCUUUGCAAAGUUCUCAAGCUGUGGGUGGAUCAAGAUGGGUGGCGGUAUAUUCUUAUGAUCCUAGAUGUGACAUAGGAAGGGGAUCCAGAUCUGAAUGGCUUUCGGAUCUAGGCAGCCCACAAAGAUACUGACUGGGUUCUCUUAUUUCACAGCUUGUGGGUUUGGGAGGUUUAAAUUAUCAACUGUAUACUGAUCUCCACUGUUGUUUAAAAGCCCAAAUACCCCCUGGUUAAGAGGGAGAAUUGUAUACAUUUCUGUAAAGCUGUCAGUGAAUCUAUGAAGUACAUGCCAUAUUUGUGCCAAAAAGUCACAAGUAAUAACAUUUGUGUAUGCAAGUCUUGAGUUGUAAAUGAAACAAUGACAUAAAUGCUUCAUUCUUAUAGACUGUACUUAUUUCCCCAUCUCCUCUUUCCUCCAUGCGCAGUGCCUUCAGUGUCACAUUUAUAAACUUGCACUGUGACCAUGGUUUGAUUGAGAAUGCUUGAUAUCAGCUUCCAACAACAUAGAAAAUUUAUUACAGAAAAAAUAUUAAAGUGGGCCCAAAUAUGUGAGGUCCAUCACUGUAAUCGACACACAGAAGGCCUCCAGUUAGUCCCAAGAGAACUUUGUACUGCACAGCAAUAGUUCCUCAUGUUAAACUAAUAUGGCCUAAAUAUAAAAACUUGUAUUCUCAAUUAUACAACUGUCACACACAAUAGUACAAAAAAAGUAUAUUAUUUACAUCCAAGGAGAGAGAAAUAAUGACUAAAAAUAAAAUAGUUUAAAUUACAUAAUCUUUAAAAAUCCUACAGGAAGAUAACGUAUUGAAAAUCACAUUGAUGUGAAUGGGUGAAGUAACUGCACGGAUAAAAUUGUCAGAAUGAGUCACUGGUGACGAUUCAUGUCGCGUUGCUUCACUAUAGUGCACUCUGCUUCUGGUGUGGCUGACACCGUUGACUUCAAGGCAUUACCAUUUUGGCUCAUUUUGGAGGAUGGUUCACCUCUAAUAAGGAAUGAAUGGACCUCCAGUGGUCAUUUAUCGUUGAGUGGUAUGAACACACAGUCGUAUGUAGAGACCCUGGAGCUGCUCGAGAACCUGAGCCUGUGGCAGUCCAGCUGCUCUUGAAAGCCCAGGGACACUUUUAUAUCUUCGGGUUCCACUGAGGCCGCCUGAGCAGAGGGUUUUGCGCUGCGUUGUCUCGGGGUUCAGUAGCCCAGCCUGGAGGUGGGGACGAAGGCUGCUGCUCGUCUUCUGCUUCAUGAUGCCCGUUCCUGAAGUUAUCAGCUGAGGCGCUUUCGGUUUCAACGGAGGAGUAGAGGCGACGGUGAGGAGCGGGAAUGUGGGAAUCACUGGAGGAGGAGUUUGUUCUGGACGUGACACGCCCCGACCUGCCUCUGUCCUCCCCUGUGAUCUCAUCCAGCAUGUCAACAGAGUGUGCCUCUGUUACAGUGUCCAGCCUGCGUAGAGGCAUCAUGGCUCCGGAGGAGGAGCGUGCGGGCUGGCCAAACCGAGAACGUCUGGAGGGGUAGGCCACCUCCGACAUCGUUUCCUGAUCAUCUGGGACAGUGGAAGAACAUGACAAAAUUAUAAAGAAAUUAUGAAGGGAAUUGAAUUAGGCCAUCACACAGUUGCAUGUAAGUAACUGCAAAUGAAUGUUGGUACAGAGAUUUACCUCAAUAUUAAACCUCAUUGACCUGCUAGUGGGUCAGUCAUCACAAACUUCUGAUUCUUGCGUUUAAAAUGAUUUUUCCAACCUUAAAUCUACUUAAGAAGCCUUAAAUGGGGAAAACUAGUAGUUUCAGAAGCUCACCUGUAUAGCUCUGCCUCCCAGGGGGGAAUUUUGAAUCCAGACUUUUCCCAGCAGGAAGAGAGAAAUAUUUCUGGGAUUUGGGUACCACCUGAUAACAUGGGAUUAAAACAGCAGAAUAGAAAGGGAGAGAAAAAGGAGAAUAAUGAAUGAGGGAUGAGAAUAUGGAAAACAAACUUGUUGUUAAAUUUGGGACACUUUUCAUCUCAGUGUAGCUGAGAGAUAAUUAACCUGCUUCUCACAAGGUUCAAUACUGCUCUCACUUCCUUACUUUUAACUAAGGGGCUGAGAACAUACUGCACGUGGCUCAUAAUGCAACACCUCAAGUCAAUACCAGCCCCAGUGAAAGAGCUGCCUGCUUACCGAUGACUGAAAGCUGCCAGGUCGGAUGCUGCGGCGGACGCUGGCGUGGC